AUGACUUUUCUUCUGCCUAGCCUCCAACACAGUCCACAAUUUACGGAUCGGGGAUGUGCUGGCAGCAUCGGAAAACAACACUUUACCUACCUUUAUAGCCGUGCUCGCAAUGAAUUUUCCACACGUAGGAACAAGCUUUCGGGAUGGUCGAAAAGUGGGCUGCAGCCUUUCAACCCAGAGAAAGUUCUUGGAGGCAUCCAAAAGCCUCCCGAAGAAAUAGCGCAGCUCCAGCCUGAUGCCGGGGUCAAUGCUCCUCACCCUUCUUCUGAUGAGCCUCCUGUCACGCCCGUCGCGUUCGAUGGCGUAUGCCUUCUACGAAAAAUCAUUGAGGAGGAUGUACGUAAUCUAGAUGUGCGUGGCAAGCUUUGCUUUCAAAAAAUGCUCAACGCUACCGAAAAGGCAUUUGCGGGACGUUCCCUUCUUCUUCAGCGGAACCAAGAAUUAUUCCAACAGAAUGAGAAGGAAAUCCGGCAAGUUGUGAAAUCGACGGUUGUUGGCAAGGCUACGGUCAUGAAGUACGAGGAUAUUGUUGAAGCAAAACGAAAACGGGAGGAAAAGGAGUUCUCCCGGGUGUUGAAAAAACGCAAAACACGAAGAAAAACCCCAGAACCAAGAGAGAACAUCCAAGCACAUGCUCCUCGGCCUAUGGAGGAGUUUUGCUCUGUUCUCCAAUUUUGA
This is a messenger RNA of Penicillium diatomitis, 678 nucleotides long. RefSeq lists its product as uncharacterized. Lineage: Eukaryota; Fungi; Ascomycota; Eurotiomycetes; Eurotiales; Aspergillaceae. The record is from RefSeq and is a predicted model, not a curated record. The transcript has 2 exons. The coding region runs from base 1 to 678 and encodes 225 amino acids.